UCCUUCCCUUUUAAGUGACACCUAAGUCCGAAUAUUUUUUCACUCAAGCCUUACCCACCGGCACCACUGACUCCCGCUCCUCCGGCUUCUUCUUCUUCAUCUCUCUAUCUUUAUUUCUAUCUCUUUCUUUUUUAUUUUUUUUUUAUUUUUAUUUCUUUUAAUCGAAACUUGAAGGUGAAGAAAUAAAUCUUCGUAAUCUGGGAUCUCCAUUGUUGAAUCUCUGAAGAGAACUCAGUUUUCGUCUCUUUCACUACUACAGUUUCACUAUCUCUUAUCACUCCAGCUUUUCCCUAGCUAUUUAAUUUCUUUUUUCUUCUCUGGUGAGCUGAUUUCUUCUGCAUUUCGUAAUUUUCGCUUACUGUUGGUGUAUAUGAUAAGAUUUUGAUUAAAAACAAAUAGUGAAGAAAAAUAUUAUUGAUUGUUCAAUGCUUUUUUUUUUUGGUGUUUUCUGAACGCAUGAUUUUGGAUUUCGUGAUGUUUUGCUUAAUCAGAUUGGAGAAUGGAGUUAUCUUUUUUAAAUCUUUUUGUCGGUGAUGGUUCUGUUUCUGUAUUCUUUCCAUAUUUGUUUUUGUUUUUUCUUUUAUCUGUUAGAAUUUAAUGGUGUCUGUGUCAAAUUUGAUUUCCAAUAAUGUCUGAUUUUGAGCUUUGUGAUAUGAGUAUCUCAUUGUCGCUUACCUUUUUUUUUUUUGAGAAUUGGGGAGGUAGAUACACUAUAUUUCGAUACUGGUGUUCACUCUUCGUUCUGUUGACUUAGAUUUUUAAAAUUUGAUCUAUUAAGUUUGAACGGUAUUGAAACAAAAAAUUGAAUAGAUAUUUUUCCUUUUGUUUAUGUUCAAAAUUUCCAUCCAUAAAAAUAAUAGGAUCUUGAGCAAUAUAGAGGUGGAUGUUUAGAUCUUGGAGUUGGAUGUUUUCUGCAAAUCAUAGGCUCAGCAGUAUUGGUGUUCUUUUAACUCAUUGUGUAUAAAAACGUAAACCGUCUUCAGUAAAGUAUAAUUUUUCGUGGGUGGUAUUCGAACAUUACUAUUUCUAGUAAUGGUGUUUUUGCGUUUGCUGUUUUGUAUCUUUCCUCAAAAAAAAGAAAAAAAAAAUCAAAAUAAAAUGAACGUUGCUGUAGUCCUUACAGUUAACCAUAAUUUUUCUAACUAGGAGAUUUGUCUAUAGAAUUCUUUGGUGGAAUAAAUCCGGGUACUCUGUUCGGUGAAGAAAUCACACUGUAGCUAAAGGAAAUUUAAAUAAAUCACAGUCUAAAUGGACCGGAGGAGUUGGCCCUGGAAGAAGAAAUCAUCAGACAAAGCUGCAGCUGAAAAAGCAGCCGCAGCAGCAGAUGCAGCGGCUGCUUCUUUGGCUACAGUUGGAAGCCAGAAUGAGGAACCAUACAAAAAACCAAAUUAUGUUCAAAUAUCGGUGGAUCAAUAUUCUCAUCUGACGGGCUUGGAAGAUCAAGUGAAGACAUAUGAGGAGCAAGUCAAGACAUUGGAUGAUCAGAUAACUGAAUUGAAUGAGAAGCUCACGGCAGCACAAACAGAGAUGACUAACAAGGACAAUCUGGUGAAACAGCAUGCUAAAGUUGCUGAAGAAGCUGUCUCAGGUUGGGAAAAGGCGGAAUCAGAAGCAGUUGCAUUAAAAACACAUCUGGAAUCUGUGACACUCGCAAAGCUCACAGUUGAAGAUCGAGCAUCACAUUUGGAUGGUGCUCUCAAAGAGUGCAUGCGGCAGAUACGUAACUUGAAGGAAGAACAUGAGCAAAAGUUGCAAGAUGUUAUUCUUGCGAAAAACAAACAAUGCGAGAAGAUUAAGCUUGAGCUGGAAGCUAAGUUAGAAAACUUAGAUCAAGAACUCCGAAGGUCCGGUGCUGAGAAUGCUGCUAUAUCAAGGUCUUUGCAAGAGCGUUCAAAUAUGCUCAUGAAGAUAAGUGAAGAGAAAUCACAAGCUGAGGCAGAUAUUGAGCAUUUGAAGGGUAACAUUGAAUCUUGUGAGAGGGAAAUAAACUCAUUGAAAUAUGAACUUCAUGUUGCUUCUAAAGAGCUAGAAAUUCGCAAUGAGGAAAAGAACAUGAGUAUAAGGUCUGCAGAAGUAGCGAACAAGCAGCACAUGGAGGGUGUCAAAAAGAUAGCUAAGCUUGAAGCAGAGUGCCAGAGAUUACGUGUUCUUGUGCGAAAGAAGCUUCCAGGUGCUGCCGCACUUGCACAAAUGAAGCUAGAGGUUGAGAGUUUAGGCCACGAGUCACGUGAUUAUGGUGACUCACGAGUAAGAAGGUCUCCUGUUAAGCCUGCAAGUCCACACCUAUCCCAUGUGACUGAGUUUUCUCUCGACAAUGUACAGAAAUAUCAGAAGGAAAAUGAAUUUCUCACUGAACGCCUAUUAGGUAUGGAAGAAGAAACAAAAAUGCUGAAAGAGGCUUUGGCAAAACGCAAUAGUGAAUUGCAAGCCUCUAGAAGCAUGUGUGCUAAGACUGCUAGCAAGCUUCAAAGUUUGGAAGCACAAAUUCAAAACAGCAAUCAACACAAAACUUCUCCGAAGUCUAUUGUUCCAAUAACCACAGAAGGUUCUUUCAGUCAGAACGCUAGCAACCCACCCAGCUUGACCUCCAUGUCUGAAGAUGGAAAUGACGAUGACAGAAGCUGUGCGGAGUCUUGGGCUACUGCAUUGAUUUCUGAGCUCUCUCAUUUCAAGAAAGAUAAGGACACCGAAAAGUCAGACCAGGCUGAUAAACAGAACCACUUAAAUCUUAUGGAUGACUUUUUGGAAAUGGAGAAAUUGGCUUGUUUGUCAAAUGAUUCUAAUGGCACCAUAUCUGGUUCAGAUUCAACAAACAGUAAGAUAUCUGAAGGAGUGAACCAUGAUGCUUCUGAAGUCAUCACUGGCAAAGACAUCCAUUCAGAACAGCAAUGUAAUUCAAAUUCUUUGGAAAAUCAACAGCCUCUCUCUAAUGUGGAAUCAUCUGAUGAAAAGCAGCUGCCACUGAUGAAUCUCCGAUCCAGAAUAUCUGUACUUUUGGAGUCUGUGUCAAAGGAAACUGAUGUAGGGACCAUUUUGGAGGAUAUCAAAUGUGCCAUCCAGGAGACACAUGAUACUCUCCACCAGCACGCAGUAAGUUGUGUUUCUGAAGAUGUUCAUUGUUCUGAUGCCAGAUCUGAUAGGCAGGUCAAUCCAGAAGAUGCUGGCUUAACUGCUGAAAAGGAAAUUUCUCUUUCUCAGACAGCCAGGGAAAGUGAGCAGAUUAGCAAAGAUUUAGCUGCUGCCAUUUCUCAGAUCCAUGAUUUUGUAACCUUCUUGGGCAAAGAAGCUAUGGUAGUCCACGACACUUUCACCGAAAGCGAUGGAUUCAGCAAGAGAAUUGAAGAUUUCUCUGUGACCUAUAAUAAAGUCAUGCACAGCAACCUAAGUUUACUUGAUUUUGUUCUUGACCUUUCCCGUGUUUUAGCAAAAGCUAGUGAACUCAGGUUUAAUGUUCUGGGUUUCAAAGGAAAUGAAUCAGAAACUAACAGUCCUGAUUGCAUUGACAAGGUUGCACUACCAGAAAAUAAGGUUGUUCUGAAGGAUUCAAAUGAAGUAUACCAAAAUGGCUGUGCCCACAUAUCUAAUUCUGUUUCACACCCUGAGAUUCCUGAUGAUGGAAAUAUCGUGUCAAGCUAUCAGUCAAAUACUAAUUCCUGCAAGAUCUCAGUGGAGGAGUUUGAACAAUUGAAGUCCGAGAAAAGUAACCUUGCCUUAGAUCUAACAAGAUGUACAGAAAAUCUGGAGAUGACUAAGUCUCAGUUGCAGGAAACCGAGCAGCUUCUUUCAGAUGCUAAAUCACAAUUGGCUUCUGUGCAGAACUCAAAUAGCUUGUCUGAGACACAGUUGAAGUGCAUGGCGGAAUCAUACCGGUCACUUGAAACCAAGGCCCAAGAAUUGGAAACUGAGCUGAACCUGCUCCGGGUCAAGACGGAGAGUAUGGAAACUGAGCUUCAAGAUGAAAAGAAGAAUCAUCAGGAUGCUUUGGCAAGAUGUAAAGAGCUUCAAGAGCAGUUACAAAGGAAGGAGAGCAGCGGUGAUAAUGAAGUCGACAAAAGCCAGGAAAAAGAGUUGGCAGCUGCAGCAGAAAAGCUAGCUGAGUGUCAAGAAACCAUAUUUCUUCUCGGUAAGCAGUUGAAAAAUAUGCGUCCUCAACCAGAGUUCACGGGAUCUCCAUACAGUGAAAGGAGUCAAAAAGGUGAAGGUGAAGAAGAACCUACUACUAGUGGCCUGAGCUUGCUGGAGUGUGAUCAAGCUGAGUCAGAAACUGCUGCUUCUGCCACUCUUAACAGAGUGGGAGCCGAGUCUCCCAUUGAUGUGUAUAACUCUCCGUGUAGCCCAUCCCACUCAGACACAAACAUCUUGAAGUCACCAGUCAAUUCAAAGAAUGCAGUACACAAAUCCCCCAAGUCAGGUUCCUCGACUUCAUCUUCUUCGGCAACGCCAGAGAAACAUUCUCGCGGAUUCAGCAGAUUCUUUUCCUCCAAGGGAAAGAAUGGUCAUUAGGCAGGCUUAUGUGUGGUUCCUGAUCCACGUUACACGAGGUUUACUUGUGGUUGAAAUUCCAUAAAGAAAUAAUUAUAAGAUUUUAGCCAGAAUCCUUUCUUGGGAAGUUGCUGGCUGUGAAGCUCAAUCUCAGAAGAAGAUAUUUGCGAAGUUGAGAUUAAUUUUGUAACUAAAAUUGGCUGUAUAUGAUAAUCUAAAUCUGUUCAUUUGUUUCUUCCUCUGCUCCUCAUAUUGUAAUUUGGUUAAAAUGAUACAUUACCUAGUUCUAUGAAAUAUUUUUCAAAACUUUUAUUAUGAUAUUAUAUGCGGCAAAACCAUGUGUAAGAAAAUCCUAUGUUUCUGGAUUUCUUUGUUUGAAAUUUUUAUUAGUUAAUACAAUUUUUUUAAUCACAUUGU
Cannabis sativa is the source of this 4899-nucleotide messenger RNA. Its product is annotated as filament-like plant protein 4. The record is from RefSeq and is a predicted model, not a curated record. The transcript is spliced from 6 exons. NCBI's taxonomy places the organism in Eukaryota, Viridiplantae, Streptophyta, Magnoliopsida, Rosales, Cannabaceae. Bases 1249 to 4503 code for a protein of 1084 amino acids.